AUGGGGGGCGUGCUGGAUGCUCUGCUGCAGCGGACCCUGAGUAGCAUGGCCGGUUACGUGCCGCUGCCGGCCAUCGUUAAGAAGGUCGUGAGCGACCACGCCGGCAGCAGCCUGGGAGAGUUCCGGCACGUGAUCCUGGCGAUGCUGGACACCUACUCGUACGACACAGCGAUUCACAGGACCGCUGCGUCCCUACUCUUCGAGAGCUUGCGCACGGUUGUGCGUGAGCGGCACACCCUCAAGGGCGCCGGCGUCCGAGUGUCCGCCGUGGGGGGCUUCGACCUCCACCCCCCGCGCAUCGCCGCCGCCGACGGACCAACGCGGACGAGAAACGCCUCCGCUGCCGCCGCCGCUAGUGCGGCUGGUUCUCCUCCCGAACAACGAGGAGGGGUGUUCAGCGUGGGCGGCAGCGGCGGCGGCGGCGGCGGCGGCGGCGGCGGCGGGCGGCGGUCGUUGGCGUUGCACCACCCCCCGGUGCCGUCUGGUCUUCUCGGUGCUGUCGGGUCCGGAGUUAUCAGCGUCUCCUCUGGAGGCGUCGCCGUGGUCGAGCACUUGGGACGGGGCGGCGGCGGCGGCGGGGACGAAGGUAGCCGCAACGACGAAGGGGAUGGUGACGGUGAUGAUGACGGUAGUAGCGGCGCCGGGGCGCGGAGAGCGGCGUCGUCGCCGCCGCCGCCGCCGCCGCCGGCCAUGUCCCAGCAAGACGCGUCGGCCUCGCUGUGGAGGCUUAGGGCCGCGAGGCGACGCCGGCAGGCCAAGGGGGACAAGAUGCGCUCCCUCGCCAGGUGGUCUGCUGGUGAGGACACCGGUCCCACUCGCGGCGAUGGGGGUGACAGGGCGCGGGGGACAAUAGGCCACAUCCCCGUGAUGAACCGAGGUGGCACCAAGGUGUCGGGCCGAAACGGUGGUGGUGUUGGCGGCGGCGCCUUGGGGGGCGACGAAAACGGGCGCGUGCACCAGCGGGGGGGACCGGGGGCGGCGGCAGCAGCAGCAGCAGCCGGCGGUGCGGCAGCGAACCAGUACCGAAGGGAGACGGCGGCGGCGGGGGAGGAGGAGCAGUCGCGGGGACGCCAGGCGUUGGGGUGGGGGUCCGCGCUGCAGGCGCGAGCCGCCCUUGCCUUGCCCGCGAGCUUCUUGGCGAAGAGGACUUGAUGGUGGACCUCGCUCGGGCGUGGGUUUUCUUGCGAGCCCUACGGAAGAAGCGCCGGUUGAAUAGUGCCGUUUGGUUGGCCGCUGUGGUGCCGGCAAAUAAGCGUGCGACACAGGCAGCAGGUAUUCAGCCGUGUCGCGCUACUGUAGUGCCGGUAAUAAGCGUGCGACACAGGCAGCAGUAAUCCAGCCGUUUCGUGCUCUCCUUGAGCAGGGCCCGUGCCUCUUGAGUACUAGUCCCGGUGAGUUGGCCUGUAGCCCAUGCCGGCACCGUCGAGGGCCAUCGACUGCUGCUGUACCCUUGAUCGAGGUGGUCUCGGCGCUUCGAACUCUCAGGCACUGCGCUCGCGUAUUUGCUGUCAAGCGCGACGUGGGCCAUAUUCUCAAGUGCUGCCACAACUAGUCGCUCAUCGUGGUGACUGCUGUUCUCUCCCGCACUAUGUUCUGGUGUGACCCAUGUUUUUACCUUGUGUGGGGUAGAAGAAUCGCCGCAUGUGUUGGGUGUUUGCUGUACGUCCGGGUUGAUGCAUGCAGGUUGUGUUUGUUGCCAGGAGGACAUGCCAGGAAAUUUGGGGUUGGCUGGCGGUAGAUUGGAACGUUUCGAAGUUUCAAGAGCGAAGUCUGCUUUCAAGACGGCGUGCAGCGUCGUGUACUCUGCCACAAACAGGUGACACGCUAAGUUCGCCACCACGUUUGGGCGGGCGUCGGGUUUGUUGCGGUUUCGAGUUUACAGGAAGACAAAGCCUGACAAGCUGUUUGUGUGUCAACUCGCCACAAACUUAUCACCGCUUGUCAGGGGGAACCUUUCGCAUUUCUAUUUAGUGCUUGCCUUUGACGUGAAACCACUUUACUUUCGCCCCAAGAGGAUAUUGGGCGUGGGGUGGAGGACGACGGGCAGUGCUUUCUUUUUGAGACACAUACCGUAAGGAUGCGAGAGAAUGCAAGGGGAUGCGAACGAUUUUUAGACGGGUUCGUUCUUGGCCUUUUACCGCACGAGGGUGUGGUGCCACCGGUACGUGCGAUAUCACCGAUCCUCGUGCGAUAAUGAAAUUAUUAAAUCAUUUCGACUCUG
Molecule: messenger RNA, 2221 nt
Organism: Ectocarpus siliculosus
Lineage: Eukaryota; Phaeophyceae; Ectocarpales; Ectocarpaceae
Source: the annotation of a GenBank genome assembly